CGUGACCGGAGGAGGCGGGAGCUCAGGACCGGCGCCUUCUCCUUGCCUUUUGGGGUCGUGGCCUUGCUCCCGCUGUGCAAGACAGUAGUCUGGGCCCGUCCACGCACGUGUGUGCCCGUGGGACUUGUGGUGCCUGGGUCCGUGCUAGGUCUCGGCGGGGUCAGUGGCCGAAGCCAUGGGAGGGACGGCCAGCACUCGCCGAGUCACCUUCGAGGCGGACGAGAAUGAGAACAUCACCGUGGUGAAGGGCAUCCGGCUUUCGGAAAAUGUGAUUGAUCGUAUGAAGGAAACCUCUCCAUCUGGCCCGAAGUCUCAGCGGUAUUCUGGUACUUAUGGUGCCUCAGUUUCUGAGGAAGAAUUGAAAAGAAGAGUGGCUGAGGAACUGGCAUUGGAGCAGGCCAAGAAAGAAUCUGAAAAUCAGAAACGACUGAAGCAAAGCAAAGAACUGGAUGCAGAGAAGGCUUUUGCCAACGAGCAGUUGACCAGAGCUAUCCUUCGUGAGAGGAUAUCAAAUGAGGAGGAGCGUGUGAAGGCAAAGCACCUGGCUAAGCAGCUGGAAGAGAAAGAUCGGGUGAUAAAGAAGCAGGAUGCAUUCUACAAAGAGCAGCUGGCUAGACUGGAGGAGAGGAGCUCAGAGUUCUACAAAGUUACCACCGAGCAAUACCAGAAAGCUGUUGAGGAGGUGGAAGCAAAGUUCAAGCGGUAUGAGUAUCACCCUGUCUGUGCUGAUCUGCAGGCCCAGAUUCUCCAGUGUUACCGCCAGAACACCCAGCAGACCCUCAGCUGCUCGGCUUUGGCCAGCCAGUACAUGCGCUGCGUCAAUCAGGCCAAACAGAGCAUGCUUGAGAAGGGAGGAUAAAAUCAACUUUUAGAAGAAGGAAAAUUCCUUCAACGUUAAUUCCAGAGGUGGAACAUUUUUCUUUUCCUAGUGAGAAAGCAACCCAUUUAAAGAGAAGAUCAUUAGAGAGAAACAUCGGAGAGCAAAUUCAGCAGAAGCGUAUGUUUGAUCAGCAGCAGUUUGAAAAGCCAAGGUGUAGAUCAGGGAUCAUCCGUCAAGGACAUGCCGCAGUGUUAAUAAACCCCAUUUAUGAUAAUUACAAAGAAAGGCAGCCCUCUCCACCUUGUGUACUUUCUAUUCUACUUCCUCUUCUAACCAGGCUCCAUCGUUUGGUGAACCUGGGCUCCCACAGAGCCAGGGCUUGGAAUCAAGGGCUGAGGUCACUGGAGUGGGGAGAAGAGAAGGCCAGGUUUCCUCCAUCUCCGGCCUGCAGUGUUGGCGGAAUUGGCUGUGCUGUGGCAUGUCAGGCUUCUCCCUUUUCCUUUUCUGCCUUGACUAUCUAAAGCUACUUUAUUUUAACUUAUUAUGGUGAUCAUGUAAGAAGACAAAAAGAGAAAAUGUACCUCUUUUACUGGAAUAAUGUUUCUGAUUACAAGUGAAAUAAGGCAUUUUUUUACAAACAUAAAGGCAACCUGGCUUCUGCAACCUCUCCUCCAUCAUGAAUACCGACAUCGUUACUUCACUCACUAUCAAUAAUAAAUAUAUUUUCUGACAAAGACUG
Capra hircus (goat) is the source of this 1559-nucleotide messenger RNA. RefSeq names its product coiled-coil-helix-coiled-coil-helix domain containing 3 (gene CHCHD3). Gene Ontology annotation, cellular component: mitochondrion; MICOS complex. NCBI's taxonomy places the organism in Eukaryota, Metazoa, Chordata, Mammalia, Artiodactyla, Bovidae. The coding region runs from base 176 to 859 and encodes 227 amino acids. Gene Ontology annotation, biological process: inner mitochondrial membrane organization. The transcript has 8 exons. The record is from RefSeq and is a predicted model, not a curated record.